UCGACGAGUUCCGGUGGCCUCUCUCGCGGGGAUUGGCUGUUGGCGGCGUUGCGGCCGAGCUCGUGUGCAGCGGGGAUCUCGGCAGCGGCUGCGACGAAAGAGUUCGCCACGAUGUCUCACACCAUUUUGCUAGUCCAGCCUACCAAGAGGCCAGAAGGUAGAACUUACGCCGACUACGAAUCUGUGAAUGAGUGCAUGGAAGGCGUUUGUAAAAUGUACGAAGAGCAUCUGAAGAGAAUGAACCCCAACAGUCCCUCCAUUACAUACGACAUCAGCCAGUUGUUUGACUUUAUUGAUGAUCUGGCGGACCUCAGCUGUCUUGUUUACCGAGCUGAUACCCAGACAUACCAGCCUUACAACAAAGACUGGAUUAAGGAGAAGAUCUACGUGCUCCUUCGUCGGCAGGCGCAACAGGCUGGGAAAUAGUUGAGUUGGAAGCAUCUGGGGAGGGGGUGGGCCUGGAACACAGCCGUGGACAGUGUGCUGUAGUGGGGGGGUUGUAUUAUACUAGUCCUAUGUCCAUCGUAUGAACACUGUAGCCAGGAUUGAAUGUGUUCCAUGAAAUGUGAGGAUUUUGUUCAACCUGAACUUCCUGUUGAUUCCAUCACUCCCCCCACCUUUUCUUUUUUCUUUCUUUCUUUCUUUUUUUUUAUACUUAAACAUUUUUACGAUGGCUUACAAGAAAACUGUUCCUUGUCGGUUAAUGUUAGUUCCAAAUCUUCCACAUGUCCAUAUCCACUUUAUAACCUUCACUGUAUUAACCCUUCUGCAAAAUAAUAGUGGGGGUGGGGGUGGUAACAACAGUUACUUACAUCCUCAAGAUAAAAAUCCUAGCAAAAAAUAAAUGCUCUUUAGUUAUAUUUUC
This is a messenger RNA of Echinops telfairi (small Madagascar hedgehog), 865 nucleotides long. It is a transcript of the gene ERH, whose product is annotated as ERH mRNA splicing and mitosis factor. The coding region runs from base 112 to 426 and encodes 104 amino acids. The transcript is spliced from 4 exons. Lineage: Eukaryota; Metazoa; Chordata; Mammalia; Afrosoricida; Tenrecidae. The record is from RefSeq and is a predicted model, not a curated record.